Messenger RNA from Aspergillus uvarum CBS 121591, 1310 nucleotides. RefSeq names its product AorFlbE. Bases 394 to 1011 code for a protein of 205 amino acids. The transcript has 2 exons. NCBI's taxonomy places the organism in Eukaryota, Fungi, Ascomycota, Eurotiomycetes, Eurotiales, Aspergillaceae. The record is from RefSeq and is a predicted model, not a curated record.
GUUCAUUGUUCUAACAUAGUACUUUUACCACGAUAUAGUCUCCCAUAUAACUACUGCUUAGUACCAUGGGCAAUUGAUGCCCUUGUGAGCCUGUUUACCCCUGCUUAGUAAAGCAAAGAAUCAGACCUAGCGCCAUCUGCAUAUCACUCCGGUCACCAAUUGGACCGAUGAACUCACCACUCUUCACCUGCAUAUCCACCCUGUGAAACCGCGCAGUGUGCGCUGCACCUUGCUUGCACACCUUAAUAUGAGCUUGCAUCCUCACCUUUCUGGGAUGUUGCACCCUCGUUCCACUCAUCGGAACCAUUGAAAGCGCAUUGUCUUCUCGCCAAACAACCAGUACCGUCGCAGAAACACCUCCGCUGCCCAUUCCGCGGUUUCCCACCUUCCAACAUGCCUGUUUACAUGCUCUAUGGCUUCCGCUGGCCUCGCGCCGGCUUCACGGGGAUUCGCGUCUACGUGGUCUUGCACAAUCUCGAGGACGCCACCGCCGAGUAUAUCCAGCAGCCAGUCACCACCGAGCUUCUUCUCGAAUCUUUCCAGAAGACAGAGUCCAGUAUCGUCGAGCGCUUGCCGGAGAUGCGCUUCAUCGAGCAGUACGACCCCGAAGACACGAGCGAUGCGGCUGUCAGCAAGCCGUUCGCCUACGUCGCAGCGAAAGUCAUAUCUAUCCCCGAAGCUGGGGUCCCUUGCUCCGAAACAAGCUGGACGCCGGAGGAUCUCUUCAGCAAGUCGCCGUUGGAUCCCGCCGCCGAAGAGGCUAUCACGGAGAUGCGCGACAAGUACGCUGCGGGAGAGCGGGUCGGUUGGUAUAUUGUCUACAAUGGCGAUCCCGAGAGGUGGUUCCCUCCGUCAGACGAAGAGGAGGAUAGUAUGGACGACGACGAUGAGGGAUCUUACGGAAAUGGCGAAGAGUACGAUAACGAUCAGACGCCACCAGCGACGCCUUCAUCAGCCACGGUACGCCUUCCCCAGCGGCUGACAAGAUUUUUUGGCCGGAAAGCGGCCUGAUGCCUGUACUGGGGGAUGUGAUUCUUAACGUCUUACGCUUGACGAUUCACCAUCGACUUGACUUCCAUCGCAAAGCUGGCUUUGGGUGUGUUCGGAAACCUCGUUUCGGAUGGCUCACUUGUUUUUAUUCAGCGCGAUAAAUGUCUAUUUCGUUCAACAUCAUUCGUUACACGGCGGCAGUACCCUACAUGGUACCAUAGCCUCCUUUUUGCCAAGCGGCAUCGAAGGUCGCCUGGUCCACAGCGAAUUGUUUGAUGUAAUCCUUCUCCAAAUCAUGUGCCCUCUUGCCAAGCAGGACC